This is a messenger RNA of Spinacia oleracea (spinach), 2020 nucleotides long. RefSeq lists its product as uncharacterized. Lineage: Eukaryota; Viridiplantae; Streptophyta; Magnoliopsida; Caryophyllales; Amaranthaceae. The coding region runs from base 331 to 1599 and encodes 422 amino acids. The record is from RefSeq and is a predicted model, not a curated record. The transcript is spliced from 13 exons. Gene Ontology annotation, cellular component: membrane.
UUUUCCUAAAUUUUUUUGGUGAAUAUUUAUUGCAUUUUCAUGAAAAUUAGGAAGAUUUUUUUUUACUGUUUUUGUCUUCUGUUAUGAAAAUUGCCAACACUUGUUGAUUUGAAUAAAAAGGGAAUUAUUUUAUGUUAAUCCUCGAAGAUUAGCAAAACCCAUGAAGUAAUUAUUUUUAGUAGUUGUUCCUUGGAAGUUUCUCAUCUAUUUUUAGGAAGGAAUUGGAUUUGCCUUAUAGAAUCAAGAGAAGGGAGUUGUGGUGGAAUCUAUUCAACCUUUAAUUUCUUUCCUCAAUGAAACAUCUGAUGUAAAAGAGCUUUUGCAAUUAAUAUGGAGGGUGAUAUGGAGAGUGGUAUGGCCACCAGCACCAGCACCAGCAACAGCACUAGUACCACCACCGCGGCCAGCAGGCCCACCACCAUGAAGGAAAAGUAUCCAGGAAUAAUAAAAGACGGUUCUUGGUUCGCCCAAUUUCGUUAUGGCUGUAAUCCAUGGAUGGCUAGAUAUGUUUAUGGGUUCAUUUUCCUCAUCACUAACUUUCUAGCAUGGGUUCUUCGAGAUUAUGGCAAAGGUGCAAUGAAAGAGAUGGCAAGACUGAGAGGAUGCAAGGAUGGUGUAGACUGCUUGGGAACGGAAGGAGUACUGCGUGUGAGCAUGGGAUGUUUCUUGUUUUUCUUCGCGAUGUUCCUUUCCACUGUCGGAACCUCUAAAGUGCAGGACCGUAGAGAUACAUGGCAUUCAGGAUGGUGGUCCGCGAAAGCUAGCAUGUUUUUUGGGUUCAUGGUUCUUCCAUUUCUUCUUCCAACCCCAAUUGUUCUGAUGUAUGGGGAAAUCGCGCAUUUUGGUGCUGGGAUCUUUCUCUUAAUCCAGCUUGUAAGUGUGAUUAGUUUCAUUUUCUGGCUGAAUGAUUCUUGCCAGUCAGAGAAGAUCGCAGAAAGAUGCCGUGUCCAUAUGAUGUUAACUGCAACAACCGCGUAUGUUGUGAGCAUAGUAGGGAUAAUCUUGAUGUACAUUUGGUAUGCACCAGAAGCAUCAUGUCUCCAAAACAUUUUUUUCAUCACUUGGACUCUCGUACUUCUGCAGUUGAUGACAAGCGUAUCUAUGCAACCCAGAAUUAGUGCUGGAUAUCUGACUCCUGGGUUAAUGGGACUUUACAUUGUGUUUCUAUGCUGGUGUGCCAUCAGAAGUGAGCCUCCAGGAACUAAAUGCAACAGGAAGGCGGAAGCUUCAGUUCGGACUGACUGGCUAACCAUCAUUAGCUUUGUUGUUGCACUACUCACCAUAGUGGUUGCAACCUUUUCAACAGGCAUUGAUUCCCAGUGUUUUCAGUUCAAGAAAACCGAGAAGCAAGCAGACGACAACGAUGUUGCAUAUGGUUAUGGGUUCUUCCAUUUCGUUUUUGCGACUGGAGCUAUGUAUUUCGCAAUGUUGCUCAUCGGUUGGAAUACACAUCAUGCAAUGAAGAAGUGGACAAUUGAUGUAGGUUGGACAAGCACCUGGGUUAGAGUAGUGAAUGAAUGGUUAGCAGCCUGUGUCUACAUAUGGAUGCUGGUGGCUCCAGUGAUACUAAAGAGCAGACAAGCAGGUGAAUUUGGCUGAUAAAAAAAGCAGUCAAAUAAUUCUUUCUUCUUCUCAAGAUCUGCACCAUCUAAAGCAGCUGUCUUGUUUGACAAUGACAAGAUAACAAAAGACAAAUUUCAGAAUUCUGGAUCACUUUGUCCUUUUCUGCUCCCAAUUGGCAUUACAUACUGAUAUACAGAUCUACAUUAUACACUUAUUAUUUGUAAUCCUCCUCAGUUAAAUUACAUUAGUGUGACCAAGAGACGAGAGCUUCCUGAAAAUUUUGUGAAAUCGUAAUAUUCAUUUGUAUAUAGUUCUAUAUCUAUUUACUUUUAAAUACUCCAUCCGUUUCGAUAUAAUGAUAUGUACUCCGUAGGUAGGAAAGAAAAUGUAGUGAGUAUAAAUAGUGUUAGUAUGUUACCUAUAAAUAUUUAAUAUUGGUCUCCUUUGUUCUCUUUAA